Hordeum vulgare subsp. vulgare (domesticated barley) is the source of this 789-nucleotide messenger RNA. Its product is annotated as cytochrome b5. Bases 171 to 578 code for a protein of 135 amino acids. Gene Ontology annotation, cellular component: membrane; intracellular membrane-bounded organelle. The transcript has 3 exons. The record is from RefSeq and is a predicted model, not a curated record. NCBI's taxonomy places the organism in Eukaryota, Viridiplantae, Streptophyta, Magnoliopsida, Poales, Poaceae. Gene Ontology annotation, molecular function: heme binding.
CUUUCUCUGCAAGGCAACCGGCGGCAGAUUGAAGAACAGAUACCUGGUCCAGAAUCCAGAUACCCACCCUCCUCCUUCCUCUGCAAGCCGGGGCAGAUUCCACCCACUCCGUACAGCAGUAUUCCCUCGCCCACCGCCGAUCGGACAGCGAGAGCGAGAGCGAGAGCGAGAUGCCGACGCUGACGAAGCUGUACAGCAUGAAGGAGGCCGCCCUCCACAACACCCCGGACGACUGCUGGAUCGUCGUCGACGGCAAGAUUUAUGAUGUGACCGCAUAUUUGGAUGACCAUCCUGGGGGUGCUGAUGUUCUGCUUGCCGUGACUGGUAUGGAUGGCACCGAGGAAUUUGAAGAUGCAGGCCACAGCAAGGAUGCCAAGGAGCUGAUGAAGGAUUACUUCAUUGGGGAGUUGGACUUGGACGAAACACCUGACAUGCCUGAGAUGGAGGUUUUCAGGAAAGAGCAGGACAUGGACUUUGCCAGCAAGCUGGUAGCCUAUGCGGCGCAGUACUGGGCCGUUCCCGUAGCAGCAGUCGGGAUAUCAGCCGUUGUUGCCAUAUUGUAUGCACGAAAGAAGUGAUGAUCGGUUAUAGGUUGAUUGAAUGACCAUUUUGGGGUAACCAACCCAUUUAUAGCUGAUUAUGGAUGGAGAGAUUAUGUACUUCUGUCCAAAGGCAAAGACACAUUGCUGUAUUGAGCCAUUAGGUACUUGAGUCAAAUAUUUGUCAACAAAAUUUGCGCUACUAUUUUAUCAUUGCCAUUCAAUGGAUGGAUUCAUUACAAAACCUGAA